AGUUCCGUUUCGUGGCUGAGCAGGGUCAGCGGCGUCACAAUUGGAUCCGAACAGUCGCGGGAUGGAGCCGCUGGUCUGUACGCUGUGCACGAGGGUCGCAGGUAUGGAAAGCAAACAAUUCAAGAGCUGGUCCGGGUGGAGGGCGCUAGGGCAAGCCGUAUUUGGAUAGGCGCUGGACCGGCGGUCCAGUGGGUCGCGUCGCGCGCCUGCACCGUGAGACUGCUCGCCAACAUGGCGCUCUCGACUGUUGAUGCCGAGACCGCGACCGCCCUGAGAAACGCCGUGCGCGAUUGUAGCGAGAGGGGGUUGCUUUCCGCGUCCAAAUGGGCAUCCGAGCUACUUCUUUCCUUGCCAGCCUCCAAAAGACAGCCAUCGGCCUCAACGCAGACUUCAGUACCGCAUGCGGGUUCUCCUCCUCGGCCACCACCAGUCACGCAUGCUGGCGCCUCUACAGUAUCAGCUUCACAUCCCCCAGCUCCGGUCAUUCAGCCGAGACACCCCCAUGCACCUCCAUUGAGCCCACUUCCGGACAAGACUCGCCUGCAGGAGCUCGAGUGGGAGGCGCAGGAUGCUGACCACAUUGCUGCAGCCAGGGCCAUGAUUGAUGCUAAGGAUUUGGCUGGCGAGAAGCAAGCACUGAAGGACUGGUACAAGCUCGACAUACCUAUCAACACGUCACUACUGGACCUCUUGGAGAUGGUGAAGAAUGCGACGGACCCGUUCUUGCUAUUCUUAAAGGCUUUAUUCCUACGUCGACUAUCACGGCGCGAGGAAGCCAUUGAGAGCGCCCUCCUAUCAAUCGCCGCAUAUCCUUGGAACUGGUCAGCUUGGACUGUCCUUGGAGAAUGCCUCGGAGACGGAGAAGAGAUGUUCCAAGUCAAGACUCUGAACACACUGCAUAGUCCCACUGACAAUGAGCUGGGUCUUUGUGACCGCUUACUGAGCGAAGACUUCUUCCCCCGAAGUCUAUGGGUCAUGUCACUUCGCGCCUGUGUUCUGUACCACAUGCAUGAUUUCCAGGAGGCAGCAGAUCAGUUCACAAAAGUUUUAGCCAUCGAUCCGUACAGGAUAGAUGAUAUUGACAUUUAUUCUAAUAUCCUAUAUGUGACUGAGGACCAUCGCGCGUUGUCAAGGAUUGCCCACGAGUUCACCGUUAUCGACAAGGAUCGACCAGAGGUGUGCUGUCUCAUCGGCAACUACUACUCGUUGCGCAACGAGCAUGAAAAGGCCAUCAAGUACUUCAAACGUGCCACUCAGCUAGAUCGGACAUAUCUUUCCGCAUGGACGCUCAUGGGCCAUGAAUAUGUGGAGACGAAAAAUUCACAUGCAGCUAUCGAAGCCUAUAGAAAAGCUGUUGACGUAAGCCGGAAGGAUUACAGAGCUUGGUAUGGUCUGGGUCAGGCCUAUGAGCUGCUGAGUAUGCAUCAAUACGCCCUGCACUACUAUCAGCACGCCACAGCGUUACGCCCUUAUGAUGUCCGCAUUUGGCAAGCACAGGGCAUAUGCUACGAAGAGAUGGGGCGACCUCGAGAAGCCAUCGAAUGUCUCAAGCGCGCGCUCAUCGGCGCCGAUCCACAGGAGACGGUAAUCCACCUCAAGCUAGCCAAACUGCAUAACGAUCUCGACGAGUUCGCCGAGGCUGCGGCAUACCAUCACCGUGUGGCAGAGGUCUGCCGAGCUGCCAAUAAAGCUGUCGCCGAGUAUGCCAAGUCAGGAGUCUACGUCGCGCGCUACCAUCUAAUCCACGGAGGAGGGGAUAUUGCCUUGGCGAAGGAGUACCUGGAAGCGAUUGCCUCAAGCAAUGCGGAGGAAGCCACUUCACGCUCUUCAUCGCCUUCAACCGCGUCUGCGCCGCUUUCGGCGACGACUAACGAUAUACGAUCUGGCUCGUACAUCAAUGGGACCCAAUCCGCCGUUACUACCCCGGCACCAGAGCCACAAAUCCCUACGGUCGCGUCCACUUCGAAUCUGGACGCAGAACACAUAGUUGUAGAUGACGAUCCGCCCGCCGCUGCCGUCAAUGGGUCGAAGAAACGAGAUUCUCGUGCUCUGGACGACGAUUACGGUGCCCUGAGGCGGAGAUUCAAGAGGAAAUUCGAAGCACACACCCCUGCAACAUACGCAACACACGACGAGAAAGAGAUAGGGAGAGCGACAAGCUUUGCGCAGUGGUUGGCGUAUCACCAAUACGCUGCUCUUUACCCCGAUACAGAGACACCGUUCGCCGAUGCACCGGACGCCGUUAACCGUCUGCUUCCCUACCACAUCUUUCAGCAUCCGCGAGAAGACUUGGAUGGCCUGGUGACACGCCCAGUGUUCUCCAAGAAAGGCAAAGGCAAGGCCUCAAAGGCCGAUCUUUUACGAGAAGAGGUUGCUGAGACGCGAUUCGCGCUAGACUGCUGGCGCCGCAAAACGGCUCUCGAGAAGCGUUUCAGGCGCGCCCUGAUACACUCUGGAGAGCGGUCGUCUCCAGAUGAUCAGUCGUAUUUCCUGGAGCAAUCGCUCCUGGAAGAUGAGCGGCAAGAAACAGUCGCUACGCAGGCGGAGCUUCGAACUGCCCGCACCGAGCUGGAGAAAUUGGAACGCGAGCGCCGCGCAGCUGCUCCUCCUACUCCUGCCCCCCGACAGACCCGGCCAUACUAUUCAGUUUCUACAACAACGCCUUCAUCUGGGUAUUCUGCACAGUAUCGGUACUCAUAUCCUUAUGCACAAGGAUAUGGCACCUCACAGUACACAUUCUCCCCUGCUUUUCAAACCGCCCCUGCAUACCCGACGACACCUGUGGCUAGCGCCGGCGCUUAUCGCAGCUACACCCCGGCAACGCCGACGUCGUCUGCACCAUACGCAUCCCCUUACUCAACUACUACUACAUCCACUGCGCCACCUGCGACACCAACACCGAGUCAUUAUCGCACAACGACAUCCGCCAUCCCUGUGCAGUUGCCAGAGAGUUCGCUUGCCGCGCUCAGGGCAAUUGGAUUGGAACCCCUUGCCCCAGCCCCGGCAGGGCAGCCUCAGCCGGCAGCGGUCCUGAAGAGCCGGUCGGGCACGACGAUGCAGUUGGAGAUCAACGUCGGAUCUCUGCAGCCGGCACAGAUGAGCGGACUUGCGCUAAUUCUAAACGCGCUGACGUCAAAGGGCGUCACUGUGGACGGCAAUGCCAGCGCCAACUCGAGCGCCACCUCUGGAAUGUUGUCGACCUCGACGUCGGCGUCGUCGCAGAGCGCGACGUCCUGA
Postia placenta MAD-698-R-SB12 is the source of this 3237-nucleotide messenger RNA. RefSeq lists its product as hypothetical. Lineage: Eukaryota; Fungi; Basidiomycota; Agaricomycetes; Polyporales; Adustoporiaceae. The transcript has 18 exons. The record is from RefSeq and is a predicted model, not a curated record. Gene Ontology annotation, cellular component: anaphase-promoting complex. Gene Ontology annotation, molecular function: protein binding. Gene Ontology annotation, biological process: cell division. The annotation marks the transcript as partial.